Molecule: messenger RNA, 1924 nt
Organism: Eptesicus fuscus (big brown bat)
Lineage: Eukaryota; Metazoa; Chordata; Mammalia; Chiroptera; Vespertilionidae
Gene: RAB1B
Product: RAB1B, member RAS oncogene family
Exons: 6
Coding region: 96-701 (201 amino acids)
Molecular function (GO): GTP binding; GTPase activity
Source: RefSeq, a predicted model, not a curated record
GCGGGCGGGGCCUCUGGGGCGGAGCGGCCACCAUCUUGGAACAGGAGGCGGAGCAGAGCCGACUGGGAGCGACCGAGCGGGCCGCCGCUGCCGCCAUGAACCCCGAAUAUGACUACCUGUUUAAGCUGCUUUUGAUUGGUGACUCGGGCGUGGGCAAGUCAUGCCUGCUCCUUCGGUUUGCUGAUGACACAUACACAGAGAGCUACAUCAGCACCAUCGGGGUGGACUUCAAGAUCCGAACCAUUGAGCUGGAUGGCAAAACCAUCAAACUGCAGAUCUGGGACACGGCUGGUCAGGAGCGGUUCCGGACCAUCACUUCCAGCUACUACCGGGGAGCUCAUGGCAUCAUUGUGGUGUAUGACGUCACCGACCAGGAGUCCUAUGCCAACGUGAAGCAGUGGCUACAGGAGAUCGACCGCUAUGCCAGCGAGAAUGUCAACAAGCUCCUGGUGGGCAACAAGAGUGACCUCACCACCAAGAAGGUGGUGGACAACACCACAGCCAAGGAGUUUGCAGACUCUCUGGGCAUCCCCUUCCUGGAGACGAGUGCCAAGAAUGCCACCAACGUUGAGCAGGCGUUCAUGACCAUGGCUGCUGAAAUAAAAAAGCGGAUGGGGCCUGGGGCUGCCACCGGGGGUGAGCGACCCAACCUCAAGAUCGACAGCACCCCUGUGAAGCCAGCUGGUGGCGGCUGUUGCUAGAAGGGGCACGGGGGUGGGACAGGAGGGGCACCUUCUCCAGAUGAUGCUCCUGGAGGGGGCAGGAGGUGCCUCCCUCUCCUGGGGUAUUUGAGUCUGUGGCUUUGGGGUGUCCUUGGCUCCUCAUCUCCCUCUGGCCCAUCUGCCUGCCACCCUGAGCCUCGGUUCUACCCGGGCCCCCGAGGGAGGACACCCAGGACCUGGGGCUGGGGCGGGGGCGGGCCUUGCUCUGCGGCGGCCUCUAGGUGACUAAAAGAUCCCCCACCGUUCACUUUUCUUUGGGAUGAGGGCCCCUCUGUCUGUCUCCCUCCCCGGGCCCCCUGUAUGCUGCAGUGGGUUUCUCUCCUUAUUCUUCUUUUCUCCCCUGCCCGACCCUUCCCCACAAACUGAGGGCCUCCCUGGCCUCUACUGCCCCAGGCUGAAGUCAGUGCCCAGGGUCAGAAAUGGGACCGGGGGACCAGGACCUGGGAUCCAGGGUCCUAGGUCGGACCUCAGGAUGGGCAUGGGGGUUACAGGGGUCAACAGCCCCCCCUUUCGCCACCUCCCUACUGCUCCUCCCACCCCUCCCACACUCACAGCUCCAGCCGUCCAGCUACAGUGAGGUCUGAGCCCAUCUAGUGCAGGUGGGCGGGCAGCCGAGCUGGGCCUGUGUCUUGUGCCCAGAGGGAGCCUGCUCUUGCCACCCCCUGCCCUGCCAGAGCCAGGCCCAUGUGCUGCCUGCCCACCGUGCCCCUUUGUCCUCGAGGCAGGCGGAGGUGGAAGGCGCACCGUGCCAGAGGCUGGGCACCAGCCUUAACCCUCACUCUGCCGGCACCUCCUCCCUCCCUUCCUUGGAGCCUACGAGGGCAGAUCCUCGUCCUCUGUUGCUACUUCUCUGGGGAAUAUGGGUGCAACCCAGGGUUGGGGGCCUCUCUUCUCACCCCCUCCCACCCAGGAUCCUAGCCCCUGGCCCUCUGGCACAGCUUCUUCCUGCAAAAAACAAACCUUUGGUCUCUACCUGACAAGCCAUGUCCCUUGUGCUGUCUCUCGCCUGUCCCACCUGUGCCCUGCCUUCCAGCUUGUAUUUAAGUCCCUGGGUCGCCCCUUAGGGUGCCCCCCUCUCCCAGGUUCCCCUCUGGUGUCAUGUCAGGCAUUUUGCAAGGAAAAGCCACUUGGGGGAAAGACAGAAAGGACAAAAAAAUAAAUUUCCACUGGCCCUCGGGUGAGCCGAGGGUUUUUGCAAGGAA